AUGAGGUUAGAAAAUGGUAAAAAGCAGUGUUAUAUGGGUCAUAGACACUUUCUUCCUCUUAAUCACAAAUGGAGAAAUGAUAAACAGUCAUUUGAUGGCACUAAGGAGCGAAGACUACCACCCAAUAUUUUAUCGGGUGAGGAUAUACUUGAUCAAGUGGCUGACUUAGAUGGUUUACCACUAACAAAGGAUCCAAAGAAGAAGCCUAAAAUAUCACAUGAGAGUAGGGGUGAUAAUUGGAAUAAGAAGAGUAUUUUCUUUGAUCUUUCCUAUUGGAAAACUCUAUUGUUGCGACAUAAUUUAGAUGUGAUGCAUAUUGAGAAAAAUGUAUGUGAAAAUAUUUUGGGGACAAUCUUAAAUGUCAAAGGAAAAACUAAAGAUACCAUAAAAGCUCGAUUGGAUUUGCAAGCAAAGAACAUAAGGAAAGAAUUGCAUCCAAUUAAAAAUGGGGAAAAAUAUGAGCUACCGACAACAUAUUAUACGUUAUCUCCUUACGAGAAGAACAUAUUUUUAAGAUUCCUAAAGAACUUAAAGGUUCCAGAUGGAUAUUCAUCAAAUAUAUCUCAAUGUGUCAACACUGAAGAUUGUAAAAUUUCAGGCAUAAAAAGUCAUGAUUGUCAUGUUCUUCUACAACAUUUACUUCUACUUGCUAUACGUGGUAUGCUUUGCAAAUCUGUAUGUGAACCUCUUCUUGAGUUGUCUUUAUUUUUCAACUUGCUUGGAGCAAAAUAUUUAAGAAUGGAAGAGUUAGAACAAAGAACAGCUCAAAUUCCUAUAACUCUGUGCAAGUUAGAAAAGGUAUUCCCUCCUUCAUUUUUUGAUGUGAUGGUGCACUUGCCGAUCCAUUUAGCUAAUGAGACUAUGAUUGCUGGAACUAUUCAAUAUAGAUGGAUGUAUCCAGUGGAGCGAUGGCUAUACAUUUUGAAAUCUUUAGUUGGUAAUAGGGCUUUCUCAAAAGGUUCUAUCGCGGAGGGAUAUUUGGCAACUGAAUGUUUAACUUUAUGUUCAAGGUAUUUGCAUACAAUGGAAACAAAAUUUAAUCGUCUUGAGCAGAAUUAUGAUGGUGGUAUUAUUAAAUCUGAUGGAGGUGAUACCUCUCAAAAACAUUCUAAUAAGGAGUUCAUUAGCUGGUUUAAAAAAAAGGUUGUAGAAUUGUACAAAUGUGAUAACAGUAAGAAAAUGGAAGAUUUGCUCACUUUGUCACGUGGUCCCCUGCCAUAUGUGAGACGUCUUAAAGGUUAUGUUACUGAUGGAUAUAGGUUUCAUGUGGAAGAUUAUGACAGGGGUUUGAGGACUCAAAACUACGGGGUGAUUGUAGUUGGUGAGACAGAUGACGAGAAUAAAAAUAUUGAUUAUUAUGGAGAACUUACUGUGAUUUUUGAAUUGCAAUUUAUUGGAGGCAAAAGAGUGAUCUUGUUUAGAUGUAUGUGGUUUGAUCUGUAUGACCAAGAAAAGAGAGUUAAAAUGGAUGAAUAUGGCUUUGUGAGUGUUAGCUGUCAGCGGUUACUGAAAACUAAUGAGCCAUUUGUAUUAGCAAACCAAGCAUUACAAGUAUUUUAUGUCGACGAUCCUUCAAAUAAAGGCUGGCAUGUUGCAAGAAAAGUUCUACCUCAUGAUACUUUUGACAUUUUACAAGAAAAGGAUGAUGAUUUGGAGAAUUUGGAUAAUUCUACACAAAUGAAAAGGAAAAGAACUGAUGAAGUUUUUUGA
Molecule: messenger RNA, 1710 nt
Organism: Nicotiana tabacum (common tobacco)
Lineage: Eukaryota; Viridiplantae; Streptophyta; Magnoliopsida; Solanales; Solanaceae
Source: RefSeq, a predicted model, not a curated record